This is a messenger RNA of Phyllostomus discolor (pale spear-nosed bat), 1341 nucleotides long. RefSeq names its product CCAAT enhancer binding protein delta (gene CEBPD). The record is from RefSeq and is a predicted model, not a curated record. NCBI's taxonomy places the organism in Eukaryota, Metazoa, Chordata, Mammalia, Chiroptera, Phyllostomidae. Gene Ontology annotation, biological process: DNA-templated transcription; regulation of cell differentiation; regulation of transcription by RNA polymerase II. Gene Ontology annotation, molecular function: DNA-binding transcription factor activity, RNA polymerase II-specific; RNA polymerase II cis-regulatory region sequence-specific DNA binding.
UGCUCCCCUUCCCCAUGGCUCCGGAGCAGAGGCGGGGCCUGUGCGUCAGCUGUCCUAGAAAAGGCGGCGGGCCGGACCCAUUGAGGUGACAGCUGCGCUAGAACACAGCCAAGCCAGACACCACCAUGAGUUCCGCCCUUUUCAGCCUAGACGGCCCGGCGCGCAAUGCGUUCUGGCCCUCGGAUCCUGCGCCCUUCUACGAGCCUGGCAGGACCAGCAAGCCGGCCCGCCUGACCGAGCCCAGCGCCUCUGCCCCCGCCAUGUAUGACGACGAGAGCGCUAUAGACUUUAGCGCCUAUAUUGACUCCAUGGCUGCGGUGCCCACCUUGGAGCUUUGCCACGACGAACUCUUCGCCGACCUUUUCAACAGCAACCACAAGACGGGCACAGCGGGCACGGCCAGCGCCCUGGAGCUGCUACCUGGCAACCUCGCACGAACUGCGGGCAACGCAGCCCCGCGACCACUGAAGCGCGAACCGGACUGGGGCGACAGUGAUGCGCCGGGCUCGCUGCUGCCUGCGCAGGUGGCCGCGUGCGCGCAGACCGUAGUGAGCCUGGUGGCCACUGGGCAACCAACACCACCCACGUCACCGGAGCCGCCGAGGGGCAGCCCGGGGCCGAGCCCCGCGCCAGGCCCGAGCCCCUCGCCAGGCCAGGCCCGGGAGAAGAGCUCCGGCAAGAGGGGCCCCGACCGCGGAAGCCCAGAGUACCGGCAGCGGCGCGAGCGCAACAAUAUUGCGGUGCGAAAGAGCCGGGACAAGGCCAAGCGGCGAAACCAGGAGAUGCAGCAGAAGUUAGUGGAACUGUCGGCUGAGAACGAGAAGCUGCACCAGCGUGUGGAGCAACUAACGCGGGACCUGACCGGCCUCCGGCAGUUCUUCAAACAGCUGCCCAGCUCGUCCUUCAUGUCGGCCACCGGGGCUGCGGACUGCCGGUAACGCGUAGCCCGGGGUUGGGGCGCGGGGACACUCACCAACAAUCCAUACCUCAGACCCGACGGGCCGGAGCGAAGUGCGCCCUGCUGGGACGCUGCGAGAGCCACUAGGAGCCCGCUGCAGUUUCUUUGGGACGUGUGAGUGAAAGGAAGAUCCAGCCUGGACUUGGCUACCACUGAACUUUGAGAGAAGCUAUACAUGUUUAUUUUCCCUUAAAUUAUUUUAUAAUGGUAGCUUUUUCUACAUCUUACUCUUAUUGAUGCAGCUAAGGUACAUUUGUAAAAAAAAAAAAAGACUUAAGACAACCUUUGUAUUGUAGAUAAGAAGAAAAGACUGAGCAUGCCCACUUUUUUAUAUAAUUUUUACAGUAUUUGUAAGAAUAAAGCAGCAUUUAAAACCACUCUGA